GCGCAAAAAAAAGUGAGAAAUUAAUACUUAGGUAGAAAGAAAACACAGAGUCACUCACAAUUCUACACCAUAGUCAAUUACAUUAAAUUUCACCUCUCAAUUUCAUUUUUUUGUUACUUUCUGUUUAAAAAACAGUGAUUUUAAUGUUCAAUUAGUAACAGCUGAUCUGUUUUAUUUUGAUCAUCAAAUGUUGAACAGGAUACCGCUUUUAGAUUCGUUAAUUUCACAAAUUCUGCUGAUAAUUAGGGGUUAGUAUAUAGGUUUAGGGUUUGGUUGAUUUGAUUUGAUAACAGUAGCAAUGUUAUCGAAUCAUUUAAACAAUGGAAUCGAGACUGCUAAGCUGGUCUGGUCUCGGAUUCCGCAUUCAGAGGAAGGUCAGCUUGAAGGUGUUGGUUUGUUAGAUAGUAAGGGCGCGAGCAGUGCUGAGAGUCUUGAUUAUGAAGUUAUUGAGAAUUAUGCUUACAGAGAAGAGCAGGCGCAGAGAGGGAAGCUUUAUGUAUGGUAUUAUGUGGCUGUCAAGUGGUUAUUUGCUUUGCUUAUUGGCAUUGGUACUGGAUUGGCUGCAGUUUUCAUUAAUCUGUCUGUUGAGAACUUCGCCGGAUGGAAAUUUUCACUGACUUUUUCAAUAAUACAAAAGUCAUAUUUUGCUGGCUUUGUAAUAUAUGUAUUAUUUAACUUGGCUUUAGUCUUUUCAUCUGUAUAUAUCGUCACACACUUCGCCCCUGCAGCAGCAGGAUCUGGUAUUCCUGAAAUUAAAGGUUAUCUGAAUGGGGUUGAUAUUCCUGGUAUUCUACUAUUCAGAACCUUGGUCGGAAAGAUAUUUGGAAGCAUUGGUUCUGUGGGAGGUGGUCUUGCUUUAGGAAAAGAGGGUCCUCUUGUUCAUACUGGUGCUUGUAUUGCUUCAUUGUUUGGACAAGGUGGAUCCACUAAAUAUCAUCUAAAUUCAAGGUGGCUACAAGUUUUCAAGAGUGAUCGUGAUCGGCGUGAUCUUGUAACCUGUGGGUGUGCAGCUGGAGUAGCUGCUGCUUUUAGAGCUCCAGUGGGUGGGGUAUUAUUCGCCCUGGAAGAGGUCACAUCUUGGUGGAGAAGUCAACUUAUGUGGCGUGUCUUUUUUACUUCCGCUAUUGUGGCAGUGGUUGUUCGUACUGCAAUGGGUUGGUGUAAGAGUGGGAAAUGUGGGCAUUUUGGCUCAGGUGGCUUCGUAAUAUGGGACAUAUCAGAUGGUCAAGAGGAUUACUCAUUUUCCGAGCUACUUCCGAUGGCAGUCAUUGGGGUUAUUGGAGGUGUACUUGGUGCCUUAUUUAACCAACUCACAUUAUAUAUAACUCAGUGGCGUCGGAACUAUCUGCACAAGAAAGGGAACCGAGUGAAGAUAAUUGAAGCAUGUCUAAUCUCUGUGAUAACCUCAGCUAUUUCGUUUGGACUUCCACUUUUAAGAAAAUGUAGUCCAUGUCCUGAAACGGAUACUGAAUCUGGUAUUGAGUGCCCAAGGCCUCCAGGAAUGUAUGGGAAUUAUGUAAAUUUCUACUGUGGCACAAACAAGGAAUAUAAUGAUCUUGCUACAAUUUUCUUCAACACUCAGGAUGAUGCCAUAAGGAAUCUGUUCAGUGCAAAGACGAUCCAUGAGUACAGUGCCCAAAGUUUAUUGACAUUUUUGGUAAUGUUCUAUACCCUCGCAGUGAUGACGUUUGGUGCAGCAAUUCCUGCUGGUCAAUUUGUUCCUGGAAUAAUGAUUGGGUCAACAUAUGGACGCCUUGUUGGCAUGUUUGUUGUCAAGUUUUACAACAAGCCCAACAUUGAGGAGGGAACAUAUGCUUUGUUGGGUGCUGCUUCUUUCCUUGGAGGUUCAAUGCGAAUGACAGUCUCCUUAUGUGUCAUCAUGGUUGAGAUUACAAACAACUUAAAACUCUUACCUCUAAUCAUGCUUGUUCUCCUUAUAUCAAAGGCUGUUGGAGAUGCUUUUAAUGAAGGAUUUUACGAAGUACAAGCCAGAUUGAGAGGCAUUCCUUUACUUGAAUCUAGACCUAAAUACCAGAUGAGAACAAUGACAGCAAGGGAAGCUUGUGGAAAUCAAAAGGUUGUUUCCUUCCCUCGUGUCGCAAAAGUUGCAGAUGUAGUUUCUAUUUUGCAGAGCAAUAAACACAAUGGGUUUCCUGUGAUUGAUCACACAAGGAAUGGAGAAACACUUGUGAUUGGACUUGUGCUUCGCAGUCAUUUGCUAGUUCUUCUCCAGUCUAAGGUGGAUUUUCAACACAGUCCUUUUCCUUGUGACCCAAGAGGUGUAUCCAGGUCAUUCAGGCACAAUUUGAGUGAAUUUGUGAAACCAGUUUCUAGUAAAGGAAUCUCUAUAGAGGAUAUUAGUCUAAGUUCAGAUGAUUUGGAAAUGUACAUAGAUCUUGCCCCAUUUUUGAAUCCUUCUCCAUAUGUUGUCCCUGAGGAUAUGUCCUUAACAAAGGUAUAUAAUCUUUUCCGUCAACUAGGACUAAGGCACAUAUUUGUUGUUCCGCGUGCUUCACGUGUGAUUGGCUUGCUUACCAGAAAGGAUCUGCUUAUUGAGGAUAAUGAGGAUUCAGCUAAUGUGGAGCUUCAAUCAACUAGUGUAAGAAUGUAUCAUCAAGGUAAAAGAAUAUUCACUAGGAAUACCGAUGUGCAAGCCCCGUUCUUAAACGGUCUUCUGAUCCAAGAUCACGCCGCUGAUUGAAAUUACCCUUCAAUCUUUAUCAUCCGUACACUUUUGCGGCCGGGGCUGAUACUGCUGACAUAUGUCUUCAAAGGCAAAUUAUUUUUUCCUCUUCCAAAUUAUUUGUCAAGAGUUUUGUCACCGUAAAUUGGUCAAUAUUAUUCAAAUAGAGUUUCAUGGACCUCACUCACUUAAUUGAUUGUAUCUUAUUUGAACGUGAAGACAAUGCAAAAUUGCAAAUUAUAUAAACUGAAAACUUGAUGGAAAUUUUCUUGUUAGCUCCGAGAAUAAUGGAAGAAUGUGGAAACUUGUAUCUAUAAAUGCAAAAUAUUUUUUUGUUCUAUAUAGAAAUGUUUUACCGAGUA
Mercurialis annua (annual mercury) is the source of this 3045-nucleotide messenger RNA. RefSeq names its product chloride channel protein CLC-d. The transcript has 23 exons. Gene Ontology annotation, cellular component: membrane; intracellular membrane-bounded organelle. Gene Ontology annotation, biological process: chloride transport; transmembrane transport. Bases 299 to 2701 code for a protein of 800 amino acids. Lineage: Eukaryota; Viridiplantae; Streptophyta; Magnoliopsida; Malpighiales; Euphorbiaceae. The record is from RefSeq and is a predicted model, not a curated record. Gene Ontology annotation, molecular function: voltage-gated chloride channel activity.